Messenger RNA from Entamoeba nuttalli P19, 2673 nucleotides. Its product is annotated as TPR repeat protein. Gene Ontology annotation, biological process: negative regulation of DNA-templated transcription. Gene Ontology annotation, molecular function: protein binding. Bases 1 to 2673 code for a protein of 890 amino acids. The transcript has a single exon. Lineage: Eukaryota; Evosea; Mastigamoebida; Endamoebidae. The record is from RefSeq and is a predicted model, not a curated record.
AUGGAAAGAAAGAAGGAAGGAGUUCCAUGUAUUUUGAAAAGAAAGCAAGGAACUUUGGUGCUUGAAAUUGAAAAUUAUGGAGUUGUGAAUAUUUCAGAUAAAAAAUAUUUACAAAGUAUUUGUGGAUUAAAAAAAAAAAGGAAAGAAAAGCACCAUAAACAUUCCCAUAACAUAACAGAAAAAAAAGAACAAAAGAAAGAAGAGAAGGAAGUUAAUGAAAAGAAAGAAGAAAAUCCUAAAGAAAUUAAUGAAAAAAAAGAAGAAAAUCCAAAAGAAAAUAAUAAGAAGAUUGAAACAAUAAAAGAAAUAGAAACAAUUAAUGAACAAGAAGACAUCCCUAUUGUUAUAGAAACAAAUAGAAAUGAACAAGUUGGAAAUGACUUGGAAGUCAAUCAAGAAAUUCUUGAAACAAAAGAAGAAAAAAGAGAAGAACCAAAAGAACAAGAGCAUAAAGAAGAAAAGAAAAAGAAAGGAAAACCAAUUCCAAGAGAUCCAAAUAAACCGGUUCGUGCUAAACCAAAUACAAAAGCAGAUAAAAAAGUCCAAUUUGAAAUUGGAGAUACAUUACCAGAAGAAACUUUACCUCAAGAUGAAGAAGAUGAAGAGGAACGAGUUAAUUAUGUUGCACAAAGAGGAAUGUUAACAAAUGGAACAAAUGAUAUUGAAUUAGAUAGAGAAAUUGCUAAAGGUUAUCUUUAUGUUAAUACAGGAAAAUUAAAAGAAGCAAUAACACAUUUUGAUCAAUUAUUAAAAAAUCAUCCAAAUGUACUUGCAGGAUAUCUUGGAAGAGGAAGUGCUAAAGCAAUGUUAGGAGAUCUUCAAAAAGCAUUAACUGAUUUUAAUCUUGCUGUAAAGAAAGAUAAUAAAUGUGGAGAUGCUUAUAAAAGAAGAGGACAAGUUAAAUUAGCUCUUGGUCAAACACAAAGUGCAUUAGAAGAUUUUAAUAAAGCAAUAGAAUUAACACCAGAAGAAGGUGAUUGUUAUAGACAAAGAGGGUCUGCAUACCAUGCAUUAGGUAUUUUUGAUAAAGCAGCAGAAGAUAUUAAAAAAAGUAUAAAACUAAUACCAGGUGAUGCAACUCUUUUAAAUGAAUUAGCAUUAUGUUAUAAUGGAAUGGGACUUGUUGAUGAAUCAAUUAAUACAUAUACAAGAGCAAUUAAUACUAAAGAAGAUUAUGUUGAGCCAUAUAUUCAUUUAGGACAAUUAUAUAGGGAUAUUGGAUGUUAUGUUCGUGCAAAACAAUUAUUGGAAAAAGCAAUGAAACUAGCACCAACAAAUCAUUUAUCAUAUUAUGUUAUGGCUAAUGUAUUAGCAUCUGCAGGAAGACAUAAAGAAGCUUUACCAUUACUUAGUAGGUCAUUAUCAAUAUGUCCACCAGAAAGAACAGGAGAUAUUCAUAGAUUAAAUGCAACAGCAUGUUUAGCAUUAGGAAUGAAUAGAAGUUGUUUAAAGUCAGCAAAGUUAGGAUAUGAAGCUAAAGACAAUGCAUCAUGGUAUUUUGGAGAAAUAGCAAAAUACCAAGCAAUGAUGAUAGAUAAACCAUUUUUAGAAUAUGAUUUAGAAUGGUUCCCACCACAAUGGAAAGUUAAUUUUGCUAAACGACUUCCAAUUGGUAAUGUUAAAAAAUAUCCCCCUGGAAAUGUUCCUCUUCAAAUUACCACUGAAGAUAUUGAUACUAAAACAACUGUAAAACAAGAAUUAGUUAAAGACUUAUUAAUCCCAGCUAUAAAAGUUGGUGAUAAAAUGCAAUAUAAUGAACUUGGAUUUGGUAAAAAUGGAAGACAAUAUUUGGCAUGUGGCUUAGGUGCUAUUUGUAUUGCUCAACUUCUUCAAACAAAACAAAUGGGAUGGAGGGAAAUUGCUGAAAUUUUAGUUAAAUUUAGACAAGUGGCUGAACCUGCUGAUGGAGCUAUUUGGAUUGAUAAACUUCCAAGACAACAAUUUGAAGAAGGUUUUGGAUCAAACACAACAUUAAAAACAGCUCAAACAAGAGUUGCCCGUUAUUGGCCAAUGUUUCCACGUACUUUUGGAUUAUUUAAGAAAUUAUUUGAAGAAGAAAGUGGAGCUUCUAAAGAAAAGAAACAACUUGUUGCAAAAGCAGAGACUGUUGAUGAAGUUCAAAAAGUGUUAAAGAGAGAUAAUUUCUUUAUGACAACAAUUUGUAGAAAUGAAGAAGGAACAAGAUUAGAAGGUACUUGGUUAUUGAUUGAGAAAGUUGAAUUAGGAAGUAUGUUUUCUAUCAAAACACCAUGUACUCCUAAAAGAUAUAAAAUAUUUGAUGUUGAAUUGAAAAAAGCUCUUGACAAAUAUUAUACUGUUCAACACUCUGAUGAUCAAGACAAAAUCUUGGAUGCAGUUCUUCGAUUUUGUUAUUUAUGGUUUAAUUUUAUGCCUUUGACUAGAGGAACUGCUGGGUGUGGUAUGUAUUGGAUGUUUGGACUAUUACUUAGUGCUGGAUUUAAACAAGUUGGAGUUAUUCCUAAAGGAUUUCAAUGUGAUUGGGAAGCUUUAUUAACAGAUAACCAGAAUGACUAUAUUACAAAAAUGAAGUCGUGGAUAAAGUUAGAGAAGUGUUCAGUCAAUGAAAUGCCAAAUGUCCUUAAUUCUUUACCUCGUUUAAGAGAUAUGUUAAUGGCAUUAAAUAUUUCUCCAUUACUUGUUCCAUUAAGUUAA